AUCAGCUCUCUGCCCUGUGGAUUCGUUCAACGAAAUCUCCUUCAUUUCGAAAUAAACCAAUUAUUAUCGCGUGUUAAUUACAAGAUAAUGUAACCGAGGAAUACGGAAUCAUAUCCACCGCAAAUGUCAAAGAACGUUAAGAUGGAACACAAGGAGAGUGAAAGCAAGAACAGCAAGAAACAAUUGGUAUGCGCAUCCAAUCGGAAUCCUACGCAAGCGCGAUCGGUUGGGAGGCUGCUGAACACGAAGGACCACAGAGACAGUUGCUUGAAGCUGUUGAAGUUCAUCGCCGAUUCCGAUCUAACGUUGACGCAAGUGAACGGUCAGAGGAAGCUGGGACCACCACCGGGAUGGACGGGACCUCCGCCCAGCCCCAAAUGCGAGAUCUUCGUCGGCAGCAUCCCCCGAAACUAUUACGAGCCCGAGAUCGUGCAAAUAUUCAGCACCGCAGGCCGAAUUUACGAGUUACGCUUGAUGAUGGACUUUUCCGGCACGAAUCGAGGCUAUUGUUUCAUCAUGUACGCCACCGAGGAAGAAGCAGCGCGGGCUGUGAGGGAACUGGACCAAUUCGAGAUUUAUCCUGGGAAAAAGAUCGGCGUGGUGGCUAGCGUGAAUAAUCGGCGACUUUACAUGAAUCACCUGCCGCCAGAUAUAAGUACUGAAACCAUUAUCAAGCGUAUAUACGAAAUAACCGACAAUAUCGAGAAGGUUGCAGUUUAUAGGAGUUUGGACGGUAUGCUGAAUUAUGUGUUGGUUUCGUACAUGACGCAUCGAGGCGCUGCGAUGGGGAGGAGAAGGCUGGUGCCCGAAUCGGCGACACUUUUCCCGAACUGCGAAGUGAACGUUGAGUGGGCGAAUCCGAAUAUCAGUCCUUGGAACGUGUGCGAAGAGAUCGGGACCUGCGACAAGGACGGCAAAGUUGACGUAGAGACGAAGUUCCUCUUGCCAGUGAAGUCGAAAAACUCGGUGCUCCGAUCGAAACAGCCGAAAAUCCUGGAUAAACGAUGGAUCAAUCCAAACAGACCGCAGUCGUGCAAAUCGCUCGAUCUAUCGAAUCGCAAAACGCGAGCGAUAAAAGCAGCUCCGGAAAACUUUAAAAAAACAGCGAAUUGCUCGUCGAAUUGUUCGUUCGAGCCAGGCCCACCGAAAAGUCUCGUGUGGCCUAAUUACUCGUUGACAGAAAUUAGGAACGGGUACAAAGGGAAUCUCAGAAAUACUGUGGAGCAAUCUUCGCUCUACGAAAAUUUGAAGAAUCACGUUCCGCAUCCAUCAAGCAUGAUUCUUCCGUCGAUCAGUGCUCUUCUGAGGAAAGGGAGAAACGCGAAGAGUCUGAAAUUAAACGAACCUCCAAAAUAUUCGGAAAAUAUAUUCAAUCGUCAAAUCACCGCGAAUAUACCAAACACGGCUUACACCGGGUUUAACGAUUACGCACUCAAUUAUUGUUGUCAGUGUGAUUUCUACGGGCACAAACAUUCUAUUUUAGGAAGCUUGAAUAAUUAUCAAUCUACAAAUCCUUCGGUGGAUAGUCUGUCACCGAAGGUUUCGGCAGCUUUAAUUAUUCCCGAAGAAAAGGACUAUAAAAGACAGAUCGUUUUCGCGAGUAACGAUAACAGCAUGCGAGGAAAUGUAAAUAUUUCUAAUGACCAAGCGUUGCUCGACGCUAAUUCUCAGUUUGUAAAUCAUUAUCAAUACAACGGUUAUUAUCAGAAUUACGCUGUUAAUGGCACCGAGCAGAAUGCAGCGUCCUCGAUUUCUUUAAACGAUCGAAUUCCGGGACAGAAUUUAUACAAUCGAGGAUUCGUGAAUCAGGAGCCGAGUCGCGAGCAUUUAUCGCAACAGUUUUCGUCGAGUAAUCUACAGUCGGUCGGAUGGUACCCUAGAAUGGCGGACAAUCAGUCGAUUUCAUGCGGGAGUCGAAACUUUCCGGAAUUGCCUAACGGGUUUUACGAUUAUCAAGUUUAUAGUCCGCAAAACGCGAGAGACGCCGCGUACUUUGAUAGGAAAAUCAAUGAUGGAUCUGUUUCGGGUACUGUAGCCAAUGCCAGCGAUACAUUCGCGUGGAAUAAUCCCGUGAAACCUUCGGUUUAUGCUAACGACGGGGUUUUUACGAGAAACAGGGAAUUGUUCGAUACAGACGAAGAAAACUGUUACGCGAACAGAUUAUGAAGUGUUGGAACGCGAAUAUCGAACUUAAUUACUGAUCAUUUUACGUUUUUUAACGUGCAUACUAUAAGUUAUUAAAAAUGGUAUGAGAAGAAGGUAGUCGAUAGUGUAUAAUAAUUUUUACCUGAGACGUUUGUUUGUUUAUUUUUUUUACCAAAGAAACUGAAGUGCACGAUAAAAGUAUAGGGUAGAACGCAUAUUUUUUGAGCACUGUGUAUUACACGAGUGAAGAGUGAUUAUCUGUGUAGCUUCGUUGGGUGCCAUUAUGCAAGAGAGUUGAUAGAGAUAGAGAGAGAAAAAAAAUAGAUUUCUGGCUGCGGGUGAUAAGUUGAAUCGAUGCAAAUACUUCACGGAAAUAUCUCGACCCCAGUGGCGAAGUUUCAUCUGUGUAAACAAGUCGAUCGGUGAUGAUUUCUGAUCGAGAAAUAAAUCAAUACGGAUUUCUUACGAUCAGUGUGAUGUAAUAAGUGAAUUUGAGAACAUUUAUAUUAAUAUAUUAAUUACAGACGAACGAUUUACAUUUACGAUUGCGCAGUUCAAAGUACGAGGAUGGUUUUGUUUUAUACCAAAGAUUAGAAGCGUUUAUUAAUGAUAAUUAAGAAUUAAGCAAUCGCUAUUUCUAACUAUUAUUGUAAUCAUAGAAGCUAUUUGUACACCAAAGAAUCGAUCUUUGUAUAAUUUUGUUUUCUAACGGCACGUCG
Molecule: messenger RNA, 2864 nt
Organism: Nomia melanderi (Alkali bee)
Lineage: Eukaryota; Metazoa; Arthropoda; Insecta; Hymenoptera; Halictidae
Molecular function (GO): RNA binding
Source: RefSeq, a predicted model, not a curated record